This is a messenger RNA of Larimichthys crocea (large yellow croaker), 2363 nucleotides long. RefSeq names its product cilia and flagella associated protein 91 (gene cfap91). Lineage: Eukaryota; Metazoa; Chordata; Actinopteri; Sciaenidae. The record is from RefSeq and is a predicted model, not a curated record. Bases 121 to 2337 code for a protein of 738 amino acids. The transcript is spliced from 17 exons.
CCAUGGUUACAGUGUUACACACACACACACAUCACGGAGGACGUUGAUAUCUCGAUCUGCGAGAGAAAUUAGUUUAUUUAUAUUUUAUAUUUAUUUUUUAAAUAGAUAUAAAGAAAGAAAAUGAGCAUAUCUGUCACUCGCACAGUCCCUAAGAGCACGGAGGCUCGUACAGUUAUCAGGCCGGAGCGCGUCUAUGACUACCUGUACGAUCCAGUCUACACUGUGUCAUCAGAGGUGGACCAUGCCAGGUCCAACAUCAAGGCCUAUGCGACCACUGACCGAGUGAAGAGAGUGCCUGAGUUUGGGUCUAUGUUCAGUAACCUGCCCCACCACCCGCGGUUUACUGUUCAACUGGAGCCUACAGAUCCAGUACCACCCACUAUCGAUCGACGCUGGCGUGGCCAAACAGAACAACGCCAAGAGGCACUGCAUCAGCUGGCUGGGGUUGUUCCAAACACUCAGUCAUGGUUGAAAAGGGAGGAGUGCCAUGUGGCCGGAGCUGAUCGCUGGAAAUACUUUAAACGCCCUCUGAUCCCCUUUGCACAGCAAGUUCCCCCGGAUGUGAUUUUUGAUUUUCCGAGGGAGGAUUUUCUACCGACUCAUGGAAACAAUGCUGAGCACCAGCCAACCCACAUCACUGUCGGGGUCCAGACAGACUACAGGGAAAGUGAAACACAGACAGACCCGUACAGCCCUGACUAUGUGAUACAACCUGGGACAACUCCCUCAGAGCUCUUGCAACUGGCAUCUUUGACUUGGGGUCGUGGUCUGCCUGCAGGCCUGCCAGAAGUGGAAAUGAUACAGCGAGCCCGUGCCAAACGGGCCUGGGAGGCCACCCUUCCUCCACUGGACGACCUUAGUCAGCUGGACAAAAGGAGACGUAUGAUGGAGAAGAUGGAGGUCAAAGAAUGGGCUUUUAGAGAGGGAGAGAUACAGAAGUUGCAAGAGGCUCGUCUUGCUGUGCUGAAGGACCUCUUGACGCGGAGAGACGAGGCUCAGAAAGAAGUCACAAGCGAGAGGCUGACCCAGAUUUAUUCUAAACACCAAAAAGACAAGGAGACCAGGCUGCAGAAGAUUGACAAUGACUACAUGAGGUCAUUGAGAAAACUGGAAGCUAGGAGCAGAAAUGUGGAGGGGAAGAUAGAUCGAUCUGUCAUUUUCAGAGAACAUCCUGGUUUUAAGACAUUUGCCCCUUGGACCUCUGUCACCAACAAGAGCAACAACUAUUUAGACACAUAUGAAGGCUUGCUUGAGAUAGAGGCGGGACUCUUUGCCUCAGCCCCCAAACAGCGAGUUAGAAGACCCAAAGUCAAAGAUGUGAUCAAGCCCCCUGUGAGCAAAUUGGUGAAAGUGAUGGAGAAAUACAAGGCCCUGACGGAGGAGGCGAACAACAAAGUGGCAGAGAGGACCUUGCGUUUUCUUGUCGAAAAGGAGAAACCUGCUCCUCCUCCUGUCACUCCCAGAGUGGAAGAGCCACCAGAGGGCGAUGAGGAGACUGAGUUGGGAGUCGUCAACCUGCAGAAACUACUGAGAGGAAGAAGUAUCCAGUUCGAGAAGUUUACGGGCAAGGAGGACCACCUGGAGCUCAUCUAUGAACUGAGGACUGUCCACGCCCCGCAGAGAGAGGAGCAGGAGCUACAGAAAGCUGACAAAGACCUCGUAAUGACCCUGAAAAAACACAGAGACACAGAAAUAGAAAGGACCUCUCAAGAGGAGGCGUCUCAGGCCAGAGUGGUAGGUACAGAGCUUGAACACCUGUUCGACGCCUUGUCCAAGGAGCUGAUUCAUCUCCAGGAGGAGCGCAGGAUCCAUGCCUUCACACUCCUGGCUGAAAGAGACCGGCGCCUACGAGAGGCUGAGGAGAGUGGAAGGAGACAGGUGGAGGAGCGGAGGCGCAGGGAAGAAGAUGAGAUCUUCAGACAGGUGGUGCAGGUUCACCAGGAAACCGUGGAUUUGUAUUUGGAGGACGUCAUCUUAGGGACCAUGGAGCAGACAGCUGACCAGCAGGCCAGAGAGGAGAUCCACAGGCAGGCGCAGGAAGUCAACGACAUCGCUUAUGCCAUGGAGGAAAGCCGGAACAGUCUUCAGUCGGAGGAGAUUGUGUCAGAGUUGGUGUACAGUUUCCUUAUCCCUGAGGUCGAGAAGAUGAGUGUCAGACAAAGAGUGCACCAGAGGCAGCACAGACACUUUCAGGCUGCUCAGAGUAUAAUUCAGGGGACUGAGGAGCACUCUGGGAUCCUUCCUAGCACUCCGGGAGCCUCCGAGUCGCCGUGUCCUUCUGAGAGAGCCUCUGACCGAGUCGUCGAGGAGAUGUUCAGCCAAGCAGAGCAGCACUGAGAGGCAGUCUGAUGACUAAAUUUGUU